Rhea pennata is the source of this 1044-nucleotide messenger RNA. It is a transcript of the gene OPN1SW, whose product is annotated as opsin 1, short wave sensitive. Gene Ontology annotation, cellular component: photoreceptor outer segment; plasma membrane. NCBI's taxonomy places the organism in Eukaryota, Metazoa, Chordata, Aves, Rheiformes, Rheidae. The record is from RefSeq and is a predicted model, not a curated record. Gene Ontology annotation, molecular function: G protein-coupled photoreceptor activity. The transcript has 5 exons. Gene Ontology annotation, biological process: cellular response to light stimulus; phototransduction; G protein-coupled receptor signaling pathway. The coding region runs from base 1 to 1044 and encodes 347 amino acids.
AUGUCCGGCGACGAGGACUUCUACCUCUUCGCCAACGUGUCCUCGGUGGGCCCCUGGGACGGGCCGCAGUACCACAUCGCCCCGCCAUGGGCCUUCUACCUGCAGACGGCCUUCAUGGGCAUCGUCUUCUUCGCGGGCACCCCGCUCAACGCCAUCGUCCUCAUCGUCACCGUCAAGUAUAAGAAGCUGCGGCAGCCGCUCAACUACAUCCUGGUCAACAUCUCCCUGGGCGGCUUCAUCUUCUGCUUCUUCUGUGUCUUCAUGGUCUUCAUCUCCAGCUCGCAGGGCUACUUCAUCUUCGGGCGGCACAUGUGCGCGCUGGAGGGCUUCACGGGCUCCACGGCAGGGCUGGUGACGGGCUGGUCGCUGGCCUUCCUGGCCUUCGAGCGCUACAUCGUCAUCUGCAAGCCCUUCGGCAACUUCCGCUUCAGCUCCAAGCACGCGCUGGUGGUGGUGGCGGCCACCUGGGUCAUCGGCAUCGGCGUCUCCAUCCCCCCCUUCUUCGGCUGGAGCAGGUACAUCCCCGAGGGCCUGCAGUGCUCAUGCGGCCCCGACUGGUACACGGUGGGCACCAAGUACAAGAGCGAGUACUACACCUGGUUCCUCUUCAUCUUCUGCUUCAUCGUGCCCCUCUCCCUCAUCAUCUUCUCCUACUCGCAGCUGCUGAGCGCCCUGCGGGCCGUGGCCGCGCAGCAGCAGGAGUCGGCCACGACGCAGAAGGCGGAGCGCGAGGUGUCCCGCAUGGUGGUGGUCAUGGUGGGCUCCUUCUGCGUCUGCUACGUGCCCUACGCGGCCCUCGCCAUGUACAUGGUGAACAACCGGGACCACGGCCUCGACCUCCGCCUGGUCACCAUCCCUGCCUUCUUCUCCAAGAGCGCCUGCGUCUACAACCCCAUCAUCUACUGCUUCAUGAACAAGCAGUUCCGCGCCUGCAUCCUGGAGACGGUGUGCGGGAAGCCCAUGACGGAUGAGUCGGACAUCUCCAGCUCGGCCCAGAAAACCGAGGUGUCGUCCGUGUCCUCCAGCCAGGUGAGCCCCAGCUGA